Messenger RNA from Adelges cooleyi (spruce gall adelgid), 1926 nucleotides. RefSeq names its product cyclic AMP-dependent transcription factor ATF-7 (gene Atf-2). The coding region runs from base 289 to 1101 and encodes 270 amino acids. Gene Ontology annotation, molecular function: DNA-binding transcription factor activity, RNA polymerase II-specific; cAMP response element binding. The transcript is spliced from 10 exons. Gene Ontology annotation, biological process: regulation of transcription by RNA polymerase II. NCBI's taxonomy places the organism in Eukaryota, Metazoa, Arthropoda, Insecta, Hemiptera, Adelgidae. The record is from RefSeq and is a predicted model, not a curated record.
UACAUUAGAUUAAAGAUUUUAGAAGGUGUAGGUAUUUUAUUAUUUUAUUUUAUUUUAUUUUCAAUCAUGUCGUGUUUAUUAUUUUUUUGUGCAAGUUCUUUAUGUUUAAUGGUGUUUAGUUAUUAUUGGUAAUUCAUAUUUAAGACAUUUUUUUCGUAAUUAACUAGUAUUUUGCCAUUCGGCUUACUCGCGUUAAAAUGUCUCGAAGUGUUAAUUUGUAUUAAAACAAAAUAUAUAGAUGACAAACAAAAGUAUUUCCAAUUGAGUGGUAUCAGUUAAUUCAUUAAAAUGGCUUUUGAAGAUCAAAUGCCAACCCCUAACACUUUUAUCAAACACUGUGAAGAUGUUGGUUUAUUUCAAGAGUUGCAAAAAGUUAACCCGUUUGAUGAAACAUUCAAAAAAGCAGUUGAGUGUGAUGAAAUAGUUGGUUAUAGGGUUAAAACUUCAAGUUCAAAUAGUAGUGAACUGAACACACCCUUCAUUGUGCCUAUCACAUCUGCAUUGAAAGGAAGGAUAAGUUUCAAAAAUCUUAGCCUGGGGAAUCAUACUGAUGAGUCUCUAUUACUAGAGAAAAAACCUGUUGACAUUGUUCCGAAUUUUAAUGUUAUACAUCCUAUUGAUCCUUCGAGGUUUGUGGAAAAUAUUUCAGUAGCUCAUGGAAAUACUCCUCCACCAUUGGUACCAAUCAUCACAUUGCCAAAAAUUUUACCUAUGGUAGUUCCAGAAACUCAACUAGCCUCCAAUAUAGCCAGCAUACCAUCAAAUAAUGUAGUUGCUGUGAAACAGGCGUUAAAACAAAAUCUCAUAAAAAAACAUGGGAAUACAAUUACAAGUUUAAAAGAAUCCAGCAAAACCUUUAUAGAAUCUGGCUCUUCAACUGUUAUGGACGCUCAAAAACAAAUGUUGCUAGAAAGAAAUAGAUCAGCAGCAAAAAGAUGUAGACAAAAACGUAAAGAGAAAAUUGAGCAACUCAUUUUGGAUAAUCAAAAACUUACACGUCAAAAUAUCUUGCUACAAAAUAUAUUGCUUGAUAUCAUCACGAAACACGAAAAUAUUUCAGUCAAAAUACCUCCAGGCCUGUUAACUAAAAAAAUUAGAUAAGUUAUUUUUAUUUUGUUUAAAAAUGUUGUUUUUGUUGACAAAUUAUUACAAUUCAAAGUGUAUUUGAACACACAAAGCUCAUUUUUUUAUACCAAAGCUUUUACAUAGCCAUUUCUUUUUUUUAAUGUUACCUACAAUUGUUUUAAGAUAUAAAUGUAUUUUUAUCUAAAUCAGUUUUACUUUUUUUUUAAAUUGUACAAAACAGAAUGGUUAUUUUAUUUUUAUAAUUUGUAGUCAACAUUUUAUUGACAUCCUAGUUUUAAACUUAUCAAUAGUCUAUGACACAAAAUAUUGCCCAACUCUGUAUUUGGUUUUCGUAACAACCAUUCCAAAAGGUAAAAUAUUUAUUUUGCUUUAGAUGAAAAGCUAUACUGCACUGUUGCCUUUCUCGAUUCUGCUAAGUCUUCGAUAGCGUCUGGCACAGGGUAAGAACUGUAAUCUUUAAAACUGCAAUAAUAGCCAGUAAUUCUGACCCUAUAUUAGCCUUUAUAUUAACUACUAACAUAGAAACAUAUAAAACUAUCUACCAACCUGUUACUCAAAAAUUACUGUUAAGACACAUCUGAUUAUACAGAAUAUAGUUGUUGGGAACUGUCAAAGUCUCCAACGUACUAUUUGUAAAGCCCCAUAUUAUAUUUUAAUCGUUCUAUGAACAAAGACCUAUACAUUUCUUCUGUGACUGAAAUUACUGAAUCAUCAAUAAAUAUUCCUGGCAACCCUCAAAAAAUAAGGUGGUGUUGUCGUGACCUGUUAGUUUAAUAUAAAAAAAGUGAAAAUAAUAUUAAUUUAUUCUGUUGAAGAUCCUCCACUGGGGCCUCUUUGCUU